Molecule: messenger RNA, 3336 nt
Organism: Dioszegia hungarica
Lineage: Eukaryota; Fungi; Basidiomycota; Tremellomycetes; Tremellales; Bulleribasidiaceae
Exons: 5
Coding region: 1-3336 (1111 amino acids)
Source: RefSeq, a predicted model, not a curated record
AUGUCGAUCUCACGCGCAUCGCUCGCUGCAGCCUUGGUCGAGUACGACAAUGACGAUCUCCCUACCUAUGAACGGAAGAACCACCGCCAGUCUGCGCUCUUCUCGCAUCUCCAGCCAAGGUCACCGCCACCGCCGCAAUUGCCAUCGCCGGUCAGCCUCAUCCCGCUGAGGGAGCAUGAUGGGCGAGGGCAGCAUGGGAGGCAGCAGAGCGGGUCUUCAAGCCGCUGUGAAGAUACUGGGGGCCAGGUCAACGACAUGCACGGUCCCCGCAGGAGCUUUCAGAGUGGUCGCUCGUCCGAGCCCCAAGCCGAGCCCGAGCGGGGAGCAGAAGCAGAAGACGUCGAUGUCUCCCGCUGGGACCUCCCUGAGCAUCUCGUCUCUACCGCACCCGCCAAAUCUCCCGACCUCGUCCGUUCGCAAAUGAUAUCCCGAUCGUCCAUCCCCCAGAUCAUCACCAAAUCCGCCUCUACCCCUGUUCCCCAUCCGGAAUCUUCCCCGUUCCAACACCGCGCCCGCUCUAUCCACCUCGACCAGGACACGCCAGACCCUCCUCGUCCCAGCCUAGACUCGGGUGCUCGUCGGCGGACCGUAUCGUUCGAGCUGGACCGGAACGCUGAUCCCGCUCGGCGGCGGACACACUCCACCUCGGAGUAUCUCUCCAGUGUGGACGCGGCGCUAGCGGCGGCGGAGCGGGCGUUGGCAUUGGCGGAUGCGCCGAGAGCGCGGUCCGUGAUGGGCGUGAUGGGUCUGGAUGAGAUCGGGUUGGAGGGAAGUAGGGUGAGGGAGCCGAUGAUGGUACCUCUGCCCUCCUCACCGACUUCCAUGCGGUCCCGCCCUAUCUCGGCCAUGUCGAUGAGUCGGGGUCGGUCGUUUGACUAUGAUCGGCGGGAGUCUAUCGCCGAGGGUCCAGAAGAGGACAACACACCCAACCCUUUCGCUCUCCCCGCUCCACCGUCGAGCCAGGCAUCGCGGUUCGACCCGAAAUUCGCCGAAUCAGCCAUCAGUCUCAACCCAUCUUCGCCGCCCAUCCUCCCCACUCAUUCCCGCCAACUGUCUACCCCGUCCACACUCGAUCCUCGUCGUCUCUCCCAAUCGCAAUCUCAGCCCCAAUCCAACCGCUUAUCCCACAUCCCACCCCUCCAUCCCGUCUCCGCCAACAUCCCCGAACCCUCCCGGGUCUACGCAGACAUCCCCACCCCAGGCGAAUUCGGAAAACCCCUCUUACCCUCCAAAUACGCUCGUCGAUCCCAGGCGGACCGACAGUCCCUCCUCCGCCCUCGAACACUCAUCAUGCCCGCUUCUCUCCAGGGAGCGGGGUACGUUCCGCCCGCCAAGGUCAGGGAUGGGUUCGUACUGGGCGAAAAGCCCUUACCGGCGGGAGCGAGGAGUAGCAUCCUCACGAUGAGUGGGCAGGGCGGAUGGCAGAGCGGAGCUGGAGGGAUAUUGCCGGGGCAGGUCGGAGAGGUCCAGCAGCAAGGACGGGAGUUUGGGAGGGGGCUGGCGAUGGAGUUGCAGGAGACGGAGGAGGAGGAGAGGAGGAGGUUGCAAGAGGAGGAAGAGGUCAGGAUGGCGAGGGAACAGAGGAAGAGGGACAAGAUGCCCGGGAAGCUAUAUUCCGCUCGGGACUGGCUGGACAGUGUUGUGAUGGGCGUAGGCGGGGGUACGAGCCUGAUGGAUCAACUCGAAGCGAGGAAGCAGUACACCAAGAAUCAGCAAAGAGUAUUCACCGGCGAUUCUCGCCCAAGCAUGUUCGCCCGAAACUCCAUCUUACCCGGCUCGACCUCCUCCCAAUCCCUCUCUGCGCAGCUCGCCACUUCUCCACCAAACCAGCCGCUCAUCUCCCCUCCUGGCCAACCUGCCCAGCUCUACCCGACCUCAAACCAGUCAUCGUCUCCCGACAAGACACGGCGCCAGUCUCUACGGGCCCCACUGAUCCAGUUCGACGGGAAUGACCCCUCUGCCGGUCAGCUCCCAGAAGCUCGACCGGGAAUGACCAAGUCUCGCUCGGUCUUUGGCGUGGACGAGCUAUGGGAGAAAGAAAUGGCGAAGCUCAAGAUCAUCCAGGCGGAGGAGGAGGCUAGGCGAGCUGCGCAGGAGCAGAAAGAGCGGGAACUGGCGCAGAGCCCGAAGAAGAAGAAAGGGUGGUUGGGCGGGAAAGACAAAAAGGGAAAGGGGAAAGCCAAGGAGAGUCUGAGUCCGUCAGGGACGGCGGUACUUCUGGGGCGGUCGCCUGAGAAGACGGACUCCGGGACGGGCGGGGAUGGGCAUGGGGCAUCGCCUGUCAAGAAUCGAGUCGGAGAUCUUCCGCCUACGCUACGAUACUCGCCGGAGAAAGCGGCCGCGCCGACUUUGGCGCCGGAUCUGGGCGGUGCGAGGCGGCCUGCAAGUCGAGCUGGGCUGGACGGAUGGAGCAGCGAAGACGAGGAUGGGGAUGCCCGGCGUCGGUCGAAGGGGAAGGGGAAGGCUGCACCGCCUCCACCGGUCCGACUCGACUCGGACACGGACUCGGAGGAUGACGUUCCCCUCUCGCGCAUCCCUAUAUCUCGGCCGGCACCCCUUCGUCCCCCAUCCGAGUCUGACUCAGACGAAGACGUUCCUCUCUCACGCCUCGCGCCUCGUCUUGUUGAUCCGCCCACCAUCCAGCUCAACUCAGACGUCUCGGGCUCGCUAGGUCUCUCCGUACCUGCCCUCCCACCCUCCAUCUCGCCUCGACCACCUACCGCCUCGCCCGGCGAUAUCCCCAUCCUCCCCCUCCCGACAUUUUCCGCUCCCGCCGCCGCCGAAGAGGACGACGACGACCGCCCCCUCGGUCUUAGAGCUACCACCUCUACCAAGUCCAUCCACAACAUCGGGACUCAGCGGACCGAAGAGGAGAAAGCGGAGAUUGAGGAUGAUCUACCGCUGGGGUUCAAACACGCCAAUGCGGUCCAGCGGCAGGUAUCGGGCAAUAGCGCCGGCUAUCCACCUAUGGACGGAGCUGGUCAGGCCUUCUCGCCGUAUCCGCCUCAGAUGGGAUGGGGGAUGCAGCAACAGCACCCGGGGAUGCCGAUGGGGAUGGGGAGCGUAUAUGGGAUGGGGAUGAUGGGGUAUCCGCCACAGUCGUAUGGUGGACAUCCGGGAUAUGGCGGGAUGGGGAUGGGAAUGGGGAUGGGGAUGCCUCAGGGGGUCCCAUUGCAAGGGAACGGACUACCUUUCUUCCCUUCGCCGCAGAUGCCAGCGUCGGGCUCGGUAUCUCAGGGCCUCGGUCCGCCGCCGUUGGGUCCAGGAGGGAACAUCGAUAGUUGGCGUAAAGGGGUACGGGCGCCUAGUACGGUCGGAGGAGAGGGUGGACGAUAG